CAAAAACGUAUAAACCGUUGAAAAAUUAAGCAAAAGAAAACCUGGGACUCCUGGACUAGUUUCUACUUCCCUCUGUUGCCGCCUAAAUCUCUCUCUCUCUCUCGGGGAUUCAAUGGAGGUUGACAAGCAAUCUUCAACUUUUGGAGCUGUGAAAUCAGAUGAUAACUGCUCACUUGAUCUCGAGCUUCCAGAAAGUGACUCUCUUUUUGACAGAAAGAAGAUUUUGUUACAAAAGAAGGGAUUUAAUACCAAGGAAGAAAUACAUCUAAAAAGCUCAUCAGAUCCUGAUUUGAUUAUGACUUCAUUGAAAAUUAUGCUUCAAAUAGCACGGAUCAUAAACUUUGAUGAGGUAGAGCUUUAUUUUUGGGAAGAUGACACAAGCUCAACAGUUGACUUAUACAGUCCCAGAAAUGAGGUAGUAGCUUUGAAUUCAAUCCUUCGGCUUGUUGAGAAUUCACUUGAUGGUCAGACACAAAUACAAAAGAAUAUCCUGCAAGAAUUACGCAAUGCUGUUGUUGAUAUGAUUGGUAACUGUUCGGAUGCGAAUAGUAUCAAGUCUGUGAUUGUAGAAGACCACAGCUGUGACAAAGAAAAAUGCUUGGUACAAUGGGGUGAAGACAAUGGCAUGAGAUCAAGGUUACGGAUUGCCUAUGUGGAAGGAGCGGGAAGGGGAGCCAUAGCAAGAGAAGAUCUGAAAGCUGGAGAUACUGCUUUGGAGAUCCCUACCUCUUUAAUCAUUUCCGAGGAGCUAAUGAAGAAAUCUGACAUGUAUCAAAUAUUAGAAAAGAGGAAUGAAAUGUCCUCUGAGACAAUGCUGUUGCUGUGGAGCAUGAAGGAGAAGUACAAUAAUAAUUCAAGAUUUAAGAACUACUUCGACACGCUGCCAGAAGAAUUUCAUACAGGAUUGAGUUUUGGUGUUGAAGCAUUCAUGGUUUUGGGUGACACUGUGCUGAUGGAGGAGAUAAUACAAGCAAAAGAGCACUUGCAGGUGCAGUAUAAUCAGCUGGUCCCACCUCUAUGCAAUGAGCAUCCUGAUAUAUUUCCUCCAGAGCUGUAUACAUGGGAGCAAUUCUUAUGGGCGUGUGAACUCUGGUACUCGAAUAGCAUGAAGAUAAUGUUUCCUGACAGAGAGCUAAGGACAUGUUUAGUUCCUGUUGCUGGCUUUUUGAAUCAUUCGCUAUCCCCACAUGUAAUAUCAUAUGGCAAAGUGGACUCAACAACGGACACCUUGAAAUUCUGUCUAUCAAGGCCAUGUCGUGCAGGAGAGGAAUGCUUCCUUAGCUAUGGAAACUUCUCUUCUUCUCAUCUGAUUACCUUCUAUGGCUUUGUGCCAAAAGGAGAUAACCCAUAUGACAUCAUCCCAUUAGAACUCGAAGGUGAUGAGGGUGAUUUCGAUGAGAACAGCCACAUAUCAAGUGUGACCACUCACAUGGCAAGGGGUACAUGGUUCUCAAAAAACCACGAUAUUUUCCAUUAUGGGUUGCCCUCUCCAUUGCUGGACUACUUCAGGAGAGCUCAGAAUCCAAUGCCAUUCUCCAAAACCCUUGUGCAAGAAAACUUGGAGAAUGAAAUAGAAAUUCUCGAACAACUCCACCUUAACUUUCUUGACAUGAUGGAGAAACUCGGCGAAGCAGAACUUGAUGACAGAGAAAACACUCGCUGGGAUGUGAAGCUGGCGAUAGAGUCCAAAGAUAUUCAAAGGCGAAUCGUCUCUUCAAUCUUAACUUCAUGUAGUUCGGGUAUCGAUUUACUUAAAGACAAUUUGUGCAGAUGCAUGGCUGCCCAGGACACUAGUGGUUAGGCAAGUGUCUCUGAACAAUGAUGUUUCAAGACAUGAAAUCAGUUCUUUUUGGUAUGAAGGGCAUUAGGCCAUUGGGGGGUCAAUGAGAUUUGUCAUUGUCAAACAACUUGUAGAAGUAUUAUUUGCCCCCACCUUGGUCAAGUGAUGCAUAAGCAUAGAAUAGUAUUUCUUUGAUGCUAGAAUCGAUCUAUUUAUUAUUCUUGUAUCAAUGGUGUAUAUUUUCUGACCACAAUAAGAUUUUUUUUUUUUUUUUAUAAAAAAACAAUUCAUAUGAAAAAGGUGUUUGUGGGUUGGUUCUAGAGAAGGCAUGCACAUUGCUUUAUUUUAUUUUAUUUUAUUUAAUGAGUGGUCAAGGUGUAAAAUCAACUUUAUUUGUUGUGGGGUGGGGGAGAAAAAAGCUUUUUGUUUGUGAUAAAGAUAAGGAUGAUUAAGUAUGACUUAUAUUAGCCA
Messenger RNA from Humulus lupulus (European hop), 2251 nucleotides. RefSeq lists its product as uncharacterized. Lineage: Eukaryota; Viridiplantae; Streptophyta; Magnoliopsida; Rosales; Cannabaceae. Gene Ontology annotation, molecular function: protein-lysine N-methyltransferase activity; protein binding. Bases 113 to 1801 code for a protein of 562 amino acids. Gene Ontology annotation, biological process: peptidyl-lysine monomethylation. Gene Ontology annotation, cellular component: nucleus. The record is from RefSeq and is a predicted model, not a curated record. The transcript has 12 exons.